Nipponia nippon (crested ibis) is the source of this 672-nucleotide messenger RNA. Lineage: Eukaryota; Metazoa; Chordata; Aves; Pelecaniformes; Threskiornithidae. The record is from RefSeq and is a predicted model, not a curated record.
AUGGCAGGCUGCCACGGCAUCACGAGUACGCCGCCGGGGUCGGGCGCCUGCGGCCCCUGCCUGCCGCCCUUCCAGGAGGACAACCAUGGACGAUGUGUCCCGAAGCAGCUCUCACCCAGCGGGCGGACAUCCGUUCCCAGCUUGGAAGAAGAAAUCGAUCUCCUGGCAGACGUGCUGGCCAGGCAAGAGGCUCCUCGCCCCCACCCGCUGCGGGAUGGCAAGCCCAGGAGGCUGAUCGUGGUGUGCACAGUGGCCGGGAUCUCGGCACUGAUCGUGGCUGCGGUCUGCUGGUGCAGGCUGCAGAAGGAGGUCAGGCUGGCACAGAAAGCAGACUACUCGGCACAGCGAGCGGCCAGCCCCCUGCCCUACGACAAGAUCUCGCCCGGGGACAAGACGCUGGCUCAGAGCGUCCAGAUGUACCACUACCAGCACCAAAAGCAGCAGAUGCUCUCCAUGGAGAAGCAUAAAGAGGAGCCCAAGCUGCCGGACUCGGCAUCGUCUGACGAGGAGAAUGAGGAUGGAGACUUCACCGUGUACGAGUGCCCUGGGCUGGCUCCGACCGGAGAAAUGGAAGUGAGGAACCCGCUGUUUGAUGACUCCUCCUUACACCCCUCGAACCCCAAGUCGCACCAGUAACACCCCUCCUCUCCUCCGCCCGAGCUCGCUACGGAC